Messenger RNA from Lontra canadensis (Northern American river otter), 1169 nucleotides. RefSeq names its product yippee like 4 (gene YPEL4). The transcript has 5 exons. The record is from RefSeq and is a predicted model, not a curated record. NCBI's taxonomy places the organism in Eukaryota, Metazoa, Chordata, Mammalia, Carnivora, Mustelidae. Bases 469 to 861 code for a protein of 130 amino acids.
GAGGGGGUGGGGGGAUGGAUGACUCACAGUGUUAUGAUGCAGUUCCACAACACACAGCUACAUUCACCCACAGACCGAGGUACAGACGAGAGACAACCUCUGGCCCCCCCAGCAGCUGGCCAGCUUGGCAGCCCCAGUCUCCAGCCCCUAACUACCUUCCCCCGCCCCCAUCCCCUUCCCAAUUGAAGGAGCGGAGAGAGAAGAGAGAAGAGUGAGCAGAGAGAUUGAGAGAGAGAGAGAGAAAGAGAGAGAGAUAGACGGAGAUCUCUGGAGCAGACCUCAAGGUGACUUCCAUUUCUAUCUGGUUCACGUCUGGGGGGGCCCUGGCCGGGCAGCCCCCCCACAUUUCUCCUGCCCUGAAACACGGCUCUAGCCAACCUGCUCCGCUGCUUCACCUGCGACCGUCUGUGCGGGGGCUGCACGGCACCAGCCCCUCCGGCCCGCCAGGGCAUUGUCCUCCAGCCUGUCAUGCCCAGCUGCGACCCUGGCCCGGGCCCUGCCUGCCUCCCUGCCAAGACGUUUCGCAGCUACCUGCCCCGUUGCCACCGCACGUAUAGCUGCGUCCACUGCCGCGCACACCUGGCCAAACACGAUGAGCUUAUCUCCAAGGUACGCCAGUCUUUCCAAGGGAGCCACGGCCGAGCCUACCUGUUUAACUCCGUGGUCAACGUGGGUUGCGGACCCGCUGAACAGCGCCUCCUGCUCACGGGGCUCCACUCGGUAGCUGACAUUUUCUGCGAGAGCUGCAAAACCACCCUGGGCUGGAAGUAUGAGCAGGCUUUUGAGACAAGCCAGAAGUACAAGGAGGGGAAGUACAUCAUUGAAAUGUCACACAUGGUGAAAGACAACGGCUGGGACUGAGGGGCUCAGGCAGGCUGUGCCCUUCCUCCGCAUGCCCACCCUCCCCACACCUGUCCCCUGGCCCUGCCAAGCAGUCCAUACCAGCAUGAGUACUGCCCCACCCCUGGGGGGGAAGCCGGCUCCCACCACCCCUCCCCCCCUCCACCUCAUCACCCCCAGGCCCCUUUGGAAGGGUGGUCUGGGGUACCCCAGGGGUGUUCAAGGCUCAGGAGUGGGCAGCAGUCAGGGAGAGAGAGCUGGGGAAAGAGGAUAGUUGUGGGUCCUUCUAGCCCUAAGGUCCUGAAAACGGAGGUGAUGGCAGGGCAUAG